AGGCCACAACACUGGCACACAGAGAAAAAAAACAAACACAAUAACAACAAAACACCAAAGAAAUGGAAACAAGGAAAGGAACAAACCAAGAACAGAAAUCCUUGCAAUCUGCAGAGAAAUUCUCUGUCUUACCAAGGCUCUACCUCCCUAACCGUAGGAGCAUGGAAGUGGGUCCUGGAACUCUACAGUUAGGCAAUGGAUUCUCCCAAUUCCUGUCUCUUUUAAUUUUGGCAGCACUGGGAUUUGAACUCAGAGCCUUGAGCUUUCUGGACAUGUAUUCUACUGCUGGGGUCACACCCUCAGUCCUUUUUGCUUUGUAUGUUUCAGACAGGAUCAUAUGCUUUUGGUCUGGUUCCACUGGGACCUUGAUCUUUCUGCCUUUGCCUCACAGGAUUUUGCUUUCCAGGAAGACAUCACCAUGUCUCGCUUGUUUGUGGAGAUGGGAGUCACACCUCCCAUUUUCAUCUCCUGGAUAGCUGGAGCUCAAGACUCUGUCAUUUCCAAGAAAGGGAAACAAGUCUCCAAAGAUGGCUAGAUCCACUUAGGGCUCUCUUUUUCUCCCUCCUUCACCAGUGGCCUGGUAACAGGCGGGUGGUCUCCACAUCUGGGCCAAUCCUUUCCUGGAGGCGUGGGGUUCACCCACCGGCCGCUGGGGCCCCUCGUGCCUGACCUCGAGGGACAGCCAGUGUCCUGAGAGGCAGCCAGCGCGCCGGCGGCGCUUGGUAAAUAAUUCAUGGGGACAGCUGAUAGCGCCUGGAGCGGCCCCAGCCCCCAGCCCCCCCUCCGCGCCCGCCGCUGCUGGGCCUCCCUGGCCCAAACCAGCUGGACCUGCUUUGCCGGUGCCGCCCCUCGCCCCCCUCCCACCCGGCCAGUCACAGCCUCCUGUGUGGACAAGCUGAGAGUGGGUUCUGAAUUCGAGACACCCCAAAGUGGGCUUUGGGUCAGAGAUGGCUCUGCAGAGCCAGGCAUGGGCUCCGGCCACACCCAUGCCUAUGGCUGAGAGCUCUCUCUACAGGCAGCGGCUAGAAGUCAUUGCCGAGAAGCGGCGGCUGCAGGAGGACAUCCGCGCGGCGCACCGGGAGCUGGAAGAGGAGCGGCUCCGUGCGCAGCGGCUCAAGAGGAAGUCCCUCCGGGAGCGGUGGCUCAUGGAUGGGGCAGCAGAGGCGCUGGAGGACCCCACUUCCAAGGACGCCCCGUCCCCCGAGGUUCAGGCUCAAACGCGCAUCCGCAACCUGGAAGACAGCUUGUUCACGCUGCAGUCCCAGCUGCAGCUGCUGCAGAGCGCGUCCACGGGUGCUCAGCACAAACCCGCGGGGAGGCCCGCGUGGCGCAGACAGGGCCACCGUCCUCUCUCCCACCCUGCUGUAGAAGCCAGCCCUGCAGGCCACACAGAUCUGGAUAAGAGGGCAUCUCUGCCAGCUAGGCUGGUGGCCAUGUCCCCCCGGUCCCCCCCAGAGCCCAGAGAAGAAGCCCCUGAGGCUCAACCCUCCCCGAGGCCGGCCCCCGGGACAGAGGGGUCCUCAGAAUCCAAUGGCCCUUACUGUGGGCCCAGCACAGCUCAGGAGCAGGAGCUGGGUCCCUGGGCGGAUGCCAAAAGAGGGGACAUGGUGGAGGUGGUGUGGGCGGGGCUGAGGCCCACGGAGGACAGUGCCAGGGCGCCCACGGGCUGUGAGCUGGAGGCCAAGGUGGAGGAGGCGGUGCUGGAGGCCAUCGGGGACAGGCAGGCAGCCGGCAGCCCUCUGCUCCCUGCCUGGGUGAGGGAGGACAGCGCUGUGGUGGAGGUGGUCUGGGAGGGCUUGGGAGGCCGCGAUGUGGAGGCCACAGGUAUAGAGACCACCGAGUGCAGAGACGUGGCAGGUGUGCCUGGGGGCAGCCCUGGGGGGCCUGGGCCUGGGGACCCUGCAGGAGAGGCAGGGUCGUUCAUCUGGGUGGAGAGGCUGACCCUGGGUGAGGACUGGGAGCUGAUCAUGGAGGGACUGGAGGGGCCCACGGCCCUGCCAGGUGCAGGGGGAGGCCUGGAGGCCUGGGAGGCGGAGGGGAGAAGAGCAGAGGAGGCAGCAGGAGUGGAGGAGGCGGAGCAGGAACCAGGCAAGGGGAGGGCAGGGGUAGAGGAGGAAGCAGAGGGGCCCCUGGUGGCCGAAGAGAAAAGAGGUGAGGGUUCCCUGGAUGGGGAGAGGAAAGGAGGCAAAGAAUCUCUGGAUGGGGAGAGGAAAAGUGAGGGCCCCCCAGAUGGGGAGAGCCAAGGUAGCGAGGGCCCCACAGAUGGGGAGAGAAAAGGUGAGGACCCCCCAGAUGGGGAGAGCCAAGGUAGUGAGGUGCCCUUGUCUGGAGAGAAGACCACAGAGGUGGGGGAAGAGCCCAGUUCAGGAGAGUUGGGGGAGAGAGCUGCGCCUUGGGCAGAAGAGGCUAGCGCCCAGCCGGAGGAGGAGGGGAGUGUCCAGCCGGAGGAAGAGGGGAGUGCCCAGCCAGAGAUGCCAGAGGAGCCAGGACUGCGGCCCGGGGUUGGGUCAGAGGGCUUCCCGGAGGAGGAACUGGGGAAGUCUGAAGGCCCUCAAGGGGAUGCUGCCCCUCUCCUGGUGGAGGCCCUGGCCCCCCAGCUGCCCACCGAGAGCCAGCCUCUGCUCCAGCGGGAGGGGCCCAGCGCCAAUCCCAGCGCCCACCCCGCACCCACCUAUGCCCCUGCCCAGCAGCCAGUGCCCACCGUGCCCACUGAGGGUGAAAAGGCAAACAGCCCCAAGCAAAAGACGUGUCAGUGUUGUGCCGUGAUGUGAGCCCACACUGCCCCACGCACUCAGCUACCUCGCCGCCCGGAACCCAGGCUGCCCACUUCCCCCACCCCCUGCCCACUGCCUGUGGCCUGGCUCCCUCCCGCAACCACGUCUUUAUACUUGAAAAUAAAAUGUUAAAGCACCCAA
Perognathus longimembris pacificus (Pacific pocket mouse) is the source of this 2915-nucleotide messenger RNA. RefSeq names its product paralemmin 3 (gene Palm3). NCBI's taxonomy places the organism in Eukaryota, Metazoa, Chordata, Mammalia, Rodentia, Heteromyidae. Gene Ontology annotation, cellular component: membrane. The transcript has 9 exons. The record is from RefSeq and is a predicted model, not a curated record. The coding region runs from base 948 to 2771 and encodes 607 amino acids. Gene Ontology annotation, biological process: Toll signaling pathway; regulation of cell shape; response to lipopolysaccharide.